This is a messenger RNA of Rhododendron vialii, 3780 nucleotides long. Its product is annotated as probable beta-D-xylosidase 6. Gene Ontology annotation, biological process: arabinan catabolic process; xylan catabolic process. Gene Ontology annotation, molecular function: xylan 1,4-beta-xylosidase activity; alpha-L-arabinofuranosidase activity. The record is from RefSeq and is a predicted model, not a curated record. Gene Ontology annotation, cellular component: plant-type cell wall. The transcript is spliced from 6 exons. The coding region runs from base 1260 to 3656 and encodes 798 amino acids. NCBI's taxonomy places the organism in Eukaryota, Viridiplantae, Streptophyta, Magnoliopsida, Ericales, Ericaceae.
CUUUUCUUUUUUUUUGAACAGACUAAAUAUUGUUGUUGAUUUCACGCAAUAUGUACCGAGAUUCACGAGCUUGCCAUUUUUUAAUCAAUAAGUCUAUUAGACACAGACAAAAUCAACACAGAUUGCGUACAAAUUUUUUUGUGGGGCCCAUUAUAGGUUUCAUACAAACGAUCUGAGCCAUUCACAAAAUAUAAAGUAUUUUUUCAAAGUCUCCCGCGAAAAAAUCAGUUCAAUCCAAUAUUUAUAGAUGCUCAAUCCAAUCAUUUUCCCUUCUCGUCUUUGAAAAGCUCCAAGCACACUUUUAACUCUACCCUUAAUAGUCAAUCCUAACCACUUUUUGAACCACCAGUCUCAUAUUCACAAUCGCUAUGGAAAAGUCGUUGGAAUUUAUUUAUGUGGCUCAUGUCACAUCAAUCAUAAUUAUAUAUUUUAUAGUAUUUAUAUUUUAUAACUAAAGUAUGAGUAUUAAAUUUAAAUAAAAUAUUAUCUAAAUAAUUGAUAAUUAUUCAUAAAAAGAUUUGGUGACUAUUCAUGAAUAGAUAUGAUGACUAUCCAUGAAUAAAUUUAGUGACCAAUCAUGUGUAAGGUUGUAACUAUUUAUGAAUAUGUGCCUUGUUACGUCUUUGAUGAAAUGAAGUAUGAAGAGUUGUGUAUAUUGAAAAAAGGUCCCGAUCUAUCUAUAUAAAGGUCUAUAAUUAUCAUCAAAUUACAAAUGUAAAAAUAUUUAUGUAGAUUAGAUUGAAAAUCCUAUCCAUUGUUCUCCAAAAUCAAUUAGUGGGAGUUUGUGUUAGUGAAGCAUAUUGGUUCAAGUUCAAAACAAUUUUCGGAUUCCUCAAGACUUUGGGGGUGUUUCCGUAGCAAAAAUUUUAUAGAUUUUUAUUUGUGGUUGAGAAGUUGUUAGGUGUUUUCAAUAGUGAAUAAGUUUUUGUGAAAUAUCAAGUUGUUUUCGAUAGUAAAUAAGUUGUUGAUGAGUUUGUGAGUAGGGUUACUGUAGCAAAAAAAAAAAUUUUUGUUGACAUUUUUUUGUUAGUGCAAACGAAAUGGUAAAAUAUUUAGAAAUUUUUGUUAGUAAAAACAAAAUGAUAAACAUUAAAUUUUUUGUAAUUUUUUGCAGUAAAAACACCCCUUUAAACACUAUGUAGAAGGUAAAUAAUUUUUCCGCAGCCUAUUUAUUUUGAUUCUCCCACUGAGAUUUUAUCAAAAGCAGCACACUAACGUGUGAGAAAUCAAGAAAUCAAAACCCACCAGAUCAUAUUCAGAUGUCUGCACACUGGCUCCGCAACUUCAAAUUCUUCCUCUUCUCCCUCCUCCCAAUCCUCACCACCUCCACUUCCCAACCAAUCACAUCAAACCCACACCCACUCUUCCCCUGCGCCCCGCCGCACCACAACUCCUAUCCCUUCUGCAACGCCUCCCUCCCCACCCCACUCCGCGCCCAGACCCUACUCUCUCUCCUCACCCUCCCCGAGAAGCUCCUCCAGCUCGGCACCAACGCCUCCGCCGUCCCCCGCCUCGGCAUCCCCGCCUACUACUGGUGGUCCGAGGCCCUCCACGGCAUCAACGGCAACGGUCCCGGCGUCACCUUCUCCUCCGGCCCGAUCCCCUCCGCCACCAUCUUCCCGCAGGUCAUCGUCACCGCCGCGGCCUUCAACAGGAGCCUAUGGAGGUCGGUGGCCGCGGCGAUCGCGGUGGAGGGUCGGGCCAUGUAUAACGUGGGGCAGGCCGGGUUGACUUUUUGGGCGCCGAAUAUUAAUGUGUUUAGGGAUCCAAGGUGGGGGAGGGGGCAGGAGACGCCGGGGGAGGACCCGGCGGUGGCGGCGACAUAUGCGGUGGAUUUUGUGGAGGGGUUUCAGGAGGCUGGGGAGCGGAGGAGGGGUGGUGUCGGGGGGAAGAGAGUGUUGAUGGGUAGUGGUGGUGGUGGUGGUGGUGGGGAUGGGAUGAUGUUGUCUGCUUGUUGCAAGCAUUACACUGCUUAUGAUUUGGAGAAUUGGGGGGGUUUCACUAGGUAUAACUUCAAUGCUGUGGUUACGGAGCAGGAUAUGCAGGAUACAUAUCAGCCACCAUUUAGGAGUUGUAUACAACAAGGUAAAGCAAGCUGCCUAAUGUGUUCAUACAAUGCGGUGAAUGGGGUACCAGCGUGUGCACGAGGAGAUCUCUUGAAACAAGCUCGAGACGAUUGGGGGUUCAAAGGAUAUAUCACCUCUGACUGUGAUGCCGUGGCCACCAUAUUUGAAUAUCAAAAUUACACGAAAACUCCUGAAGAUGCUGUGGCUGUUGCUUUCAAAGCAGGGAUGGAUAUUAACUGUGGAUCAUAUGUGAUUCGGCAUGUUCAAUCUGCAAUAAACCAGGGGAAGCUGCAAGAAGAAGACAUUGAUAGAGCUCUUUUAAAUUUGUUGUCAGUUCAAAUUCGUCUUGGACUUUUUGAUGGAGAUCCUAUAAAGGGGCAGUUUGGGACGUUAGGACCUCAAGAUGUUUGCACUCCGAAGCAUAAGAAAUUGGCGCUUGAAGCAGCACGGCAGGGCAUUGUGCUUCUGAAGAACGAUAAGAAGUUUCUGCCUUUGAACAAGCAUAGUGUUUCUUCCUUAGCUAUUAUUGGCCCAAUGGCAAACACAACUGCGUUGGGUGGUGGCUACUCAGGAGUUCCGUGCAGCCCAAAGAGCAUUUUUUAUGCAUUUUCAGCAUAUUCAAAGAAAACAUCAUACGCGGCUGGCUGCCUUGAUGGUGUACCUUGCACUUCUAAUGCUGGAUUUACAGAGGCUGUUUCUAUUGCUAAAGAAGCCGAUUUUGUCAUCAUAGUAGCUGGCCUGGAUUUGACGCAAGAAGCUGAAGAGCGUGACCGCUACAGUCUCCUCAUGCCCGGUUUUCAAACAGCUCUUGUUACCACCCUUGCUGCUGUGACCAAAAAACCGUUGGUUUUAGUUCUCACUGGUGGUGGGCCCAUAGACGUCUCAUUUGCUAAGGGGGACCCUCGAAUCGCGAGUAUUCUUUGGAUUGGGUACCCUGGAGAGGCUGGUGGAAAGGCGCUUGCAGAGGUCAUCUUUGGAGAUUACAAUCCAGGUGGAAGGCUGCCGGUGACCUGGUAUCCCGAGUCGUUCACCAGCGUACCAAUGAGCGACAUGAACAUGCGAGCUAAUCCUUCUCGAGGUUACCCAGGAAGAACUUACAGAUUCUACACUGGACCUACAAUUUAUGGAUUUGGACAAGGCUUAAGCUACACAAAUUACACUUACAACCUCUUGUCAGCUCCAAGCAAACUGAGCUUAUUGGGAACUAUCAAGGCUAUAUCCGAAAACAACAUGUCACUAGAAAAAGGAUAUGAAGAGCUCAACUAUAUUCGAAUCGAUGACGUGGAGUUCUGCAAUUCGUUGAUAUUCCACGUGCACCUGUCAAUUGUCAACAAUGGCGACAUGGACGGAAGCCACGUCGUGAUGUUGUUUUCUAAAGCGCCGAAGCUUUUCAAAGGUGCUCCGGAAAGACAACUGAUUGGGUUUGAUCGCGUUCACACUGUUUCUUAUGGGUCUACCGAAACGAGAAUCGCGGUGGAUCCUUGUAAACAUCUCACCAUUGUAAAUGAGCUUGGAAAAAGAGUGUUGCCGCUGGGCGAUCAUACUCUGAUGAUGUUGGAUUUACAGCAUAUUGUAUCUAUUGAGAAAUAAUAAAGGAGAUUUAAUCCAAUUCAAGCAAUUGCUUGAAUUUUCAAUGUAACAUUAGUCUUCUAGUCCAUGGAAGAUUUAUAAUAAUUCGACUACGAAGGUAAAUGUUGUUGUAACAGUUGAACCA